Microthlaspi erraticum is the source of this 465-nucleotide messenger RNA. Lineage: Eukaryota; Viridiplantae; Streptophyta; Magnoliopsida; Brassicales; Brassicaceae. The record is from the annotation of a GenBank genome assembly.
AUGGAGUUGGUUCAGAUGCAGAAGAGCUUGCAAGAUUACACCAAAUCACUCUUCUUGGAAGGGAUUUUGGACAGCCAGUUCUUGCAGCUGCAACAACUACAAGAUGAAAGCAAUCCAGAUUUUGUUUCACAAGUUGUCUCUCUUUUCUUCCAAGACACUGACAGGAUUCUCAAUGAUCUCUCACUUUCCCUAGAUCAACAGGUUGUGGACUUCAAAAAGGUUGAUCCUCAUGUUCAUCAACUCAAAGGUAGCAGCUCAAGUAUAGGAGCACAAAGAGUUAAGAAUGCUUGCGUUGUCUUCCGCAGCUUCUGCGAGCAACAAAAUGUUGAAGCAUGUCAUAGAUGUUUGCAACAAGUCAAGCAAGAGUACUAUCUUGUCAAGAACAGAUUGGAGACACUGUUUAAGCUGGAGCAACAGAUUUUAGCCUCUGGUGGGAUGGUCCCGGCCAUGGAACUUGGCUUUUGA